Brettanomyces nanus is the source of this 2247-nucleotide messenger RNA. RefSeq lists its product as uncharacterized. Gene Ontology annotation, molecular function: DNA binding; zinc ion binding. Gene Ontology annotation, biological process: DNA-templated transcription. The record is from RefSeq and is a predicted model, not a curated record. Lineage: Eukaryota; Fungi; Ascomycota; Pichiomycetes; Pichiales; Pichiaceae. Bases 1 to 2247 code for a protein of 748 amino acids. The transcript is spliced from 2 exons.
AUGCUCAUCAGACCCACUUGCUCUUACUGCUCGAGACAUGGCUUCAGCUGCUGCUACAAGGCAGAUAAUAAGAGAUCUCGUGCUGGAUGUCUACAGCCACAGUCUAUACCUACUAGACAGAAUAUCAGCUGCUAUAAGAUCUGGCAGUCUCCUCUGACCAAGUCUACUUCGCAGUAUACUAUGUCCUCUGUGCCCGCGAAUGGGAAAGAACUCUCCAAAAGUAUUGACCACGGUCUCCCAACGGACGGCUCGAUGGUCGACCGUCUCUCUAUAUCAUCACUCUCUCAGUCGUCGUCACCUCUGGACCCUCCGGGUACUCCGGGUCCCUUGCGUUCUUUGGGUCCGCUGGGUCCGCUGGGUCCAGUUGCUUCUUGUGCCUCUUCCAAAAUUCGUAAUCUCUCUGUGGAGUCUUCUGACUUGAUGCUUAAUGCUUCAUCGACAGCAGAGUGCACGUCGGUUGGGAAGAUUCAAUCUGUAGCUUCGGGAUUCUUUCCCUUUCAUGUCAAAAGUCCUCAAAGUGAUAUAUCUGUCUCUCCUGGAAACUACGAAGUGUCCAAUAAAGAUAGAAAAGGUUCUGUGUUCACAAAUAUUAUCAACUCAGCGCUGUAUAAUACUGCAGCAUCUCCGAAGGAGGAUUUGAAGCUUUUGUAUUCGUUUGUCCCUGAAAAGAAGGUCAGUGAUGAACUGUUCCAUCGCUUUAGAACAUCUGUGCAUCCGGUAUUGCCUCUUCUCGACUGGGAAUCGCUUUCUCAAGAGUAUGAGAAAUUCUGGAAUGAUAGCAGUACCGCUGAUUUACCUUUCUACAUUCGUCUUUUCACUGUGCUUUACGCUGCUUCUGUUUCCAGAUACGAGGAGGAUUGUCUUCAUAGAGAGUCUGUCGAUAUUCGUCAACAAGUAUUGAUUAUGAAUAGAUUUGUGGGUUCUGCCGAAAUUGCAUUGUCUAUGUAUCACUUUCCUAGAAAAAUAACCAUUGAAGGUCUUCAGGCUUCUGUUCUUCUUCAUUCAGUUCUAAGAAAUGACUGUCGUACAGAUGAUUCUGGCAGUGUUGGUACACUCAUUAGAUUGGCACAAACCAUCGAACUUCAUAGAGAUCCUCUAAGAUAUCAUGGUAUCAAAGACCUUAAAACCGUUCAAAAGAGGCGUCUUCUAUGGUGGCAGAUUUUUUAUCUCGAUACUACUACCUCUUUAUCGAAUAGGCUUAUGCCCGUUGUUGUGGAGGACGAAUACGAUACUCUGUAUCCUACUGAGUACAUCAAAGACCGCAACGGACAGUUUAUUUUGGACCAGUCCGUGGCGUUCACCAAUGGUAAGUUCCGCUGGGCAGAAUGUUCUAAUAGAAUAUUGCGAAAAGCUUUUAGCUUGAAACAAAUGGACCAAAAAGGGUAUGAGGAUAUUACAAAAGAAAUCGAGAAUUUAUCCUUCUAUUCCAGCUCACUUAUCAACCGUAUCCUUGAACCAGCAAAUAUCUUACCCUCUCAGGAGAAUUUUGCUGCCUUCUCAGCAAGUAUUCUUAGCACACUAGCAGAUAGAACCAAUCUACUUUUUUACAUGGCGCGUAACAAGUUGUCCGAUCACAAAAAGAGCACAACUAUAUCCUUGGGCGACUCUCCAGGUUAUAGAAGAUAUGAUCAUGUGAAGCUUAAGUCCAAAACUCUUGAUACUUCGUCUGUUGGUAACAUUCAAAUUGAAUGCGUUGAUGAGCAAUUGGUUGAACACCAAAUUCACUUACUUUCCGAGUUCUGUAAGUAUGGGUCUAUGCCUAAGAAUAGAAUAUUCUUAUGGGACAUUAGAAAGUUCCAGCCAAUCCAGUCGCUUCUUUCUCUUUUACGAAGUCUUUUAUUGCAGGCAAAGCAGUUACAAGUCAGGGAUAAUAGACCCUUUUUUAAAGAUUACCGUUUUGAUGACGAUAAAAAGGUAAAGAUUAUUGAAAAGUCCAUUUCCGAAUUGGACUAUUUAUCCACGCAUACCACAAGGCUUUGCAGCGAUCGUUGGCAACUCUUAAAGGAUUUGAAGGAUGCCACUUGGGCACAGUUGGCCAUUAAUUCAAGCUCUUCACAAGUGUCGCAGGAUGGCGAUGGUGAUGGUUCUGAUAAGAAUACUCUAUCUACGUAUUCUGACGAAUCUCUUGAUGCACCCGAUCAAGACUGGUAUCAAUUAUUGGAAGACUUGGAUAAGUUGCAGGCUGUUGUUGACGAAAACAUUAACAUGAAGGUUUGGGAUCAGAAGGCUGGUCAUUUCCUGGUAUAA